AUGUAUAUAACAAGCUCAGCCUCAGCCUCUUCAAUUCUUAGAGCUUCUAGGGCUAGGUUUUCUACUUCAGUCUCUCGAGUUUCCCUACUCUCUCCUUCUAAAUUUGCUUCUCCUUCUCUGACGAAUAAUAAUCAGCUCCGAUCUCUUAGCUUCUCCUCCGCUGUUCGAUCCCUCCGCUGUUCGUUCCCUCGCUGGAGCCACGGUGUCGAUUGGCGUUCUUCUGCUACUCUUCGCCACCAGAUCAGAGCCGUCGCUCCUGUUAUCGAACGCUUCCAGCGAAAGAUCGCUACUAUGGCUACUGAACAUCCUUUCAAGGGAAUUUUCACCAGUCUCCCCAAGCCAGGAGGUGGCGAGUUUGGAAAGUUCUAUAGCUUGCCCGCCAUGAAUGAUCCAAGGAUUGAUAAGCUGCCUUAUUCUAUCAGAAUCCUUUUGGAAUCUGCUAUCCGUAAUUGCGACAACUUCCAAGUCACGAAGGAUGAUGUUGAAAAAAUCAUUGAUUGGGAAAACACAUCUCCAAAGCAAGUUGAAAUUCCGUUCAAGCCUGCUCGUGUUCUUCUGCAGGCAUGUUGUAAGAUUGGGAAGGAUUUUACUGGAGUACCAGCUGUUGUUGAUCUUGCUUCUAUGCGUGAUGCCAUGUGCCAACUUGGUGGUGAUUCCAACAAGAUCAAUCCUUUGGUUCCUGUAGAUCUUGUCAUUGAUCAUUCUGUUCAAGUCGACGUGGCGAGAUCUGAAAAUGCAGUGCAGGCAAACAUGGAGCUUGAAUUUCAGAGGAACAAGGAGAGAUUUGCUUUUCUUAAAUGGGGGUCUACUGCUUUCCAAAAUAUGCUUGUGGUUCCUCCUGGUUCUGGGAUCGUGCAUCAGGUGAAUCUUGAAUAUCUUGGACGUGUUGUUUUCAACACUGAUGGUGUACUCUACCCUGAUAGUGUGGUUGGAACUGAUUCUCAUACAACCAUGAUUGAUGGGUUAGGAGUUGCUGGCUGGGGAGUUGGAGGUAUUGAAGCAGAGGCUACAAUGCUUGGCCAGCCCAUGAGCAUGGUGUUGCCUGGUGUUGUUGGGUUCAAGUUGGAUGGAAAGUUACGCAAUGGUGUAACAGCAACUGACUUGGUUUUGACGGUGACUCAAAUGCUGAGGAAGCAUGGUGUUGUUGGAAAAUUUGUUGAGUUUUAUGGUGAUGGAAUGGGUGAGCUGUCAUUAGCGGACAGGGCUACUAUAGCUAACAUGUCUCCUGAGUAUGGUGCAACCAUGGGGUUCUUCCCAGUGGAUCAUGUUACUUUACAAUAUCUCAAAUUGACUGGAAGGAGUGAUGAAACUGUGGCAAGGAUAGAAGCAUAUCUCCGUGCAAACAAAAUGUUUGUUGACUAUAAUGAGCCCCAACAAGAAAGAUUGUACUCAUCCUAUCUACAAUUGGACCUUGCGGAUGUUGAACCCUGUAUUUCUGGACCGAAGAGACCACACGACCGGGUUCCAUUAAGAGAAAUGAAGGCUGAUUGGCAUUCUUGUCUCAAUAACAAAGUUGGAUUUAAGGGCUUUGCUAUACCAAAAGAGGCACAGGACAAAGUGGCAAAGUUUUCAUUCCAUGGACAGCCAGCAGAGCUGAAGCAUGGUAGUGUUGUGAUUGCUGCAAUCACAAGCUGUACCAAUACAUCAAAUCCCAGUGUCAUGCUAGGAGCUGCUCUUGUUGCUAAGAAGGCUUCUGAACUUGGUUUAAAGGUCAAGCCAUGGAUCAAAACAAGUCUCGCCCCAGGCUCUGGAGUUGUUACAAAAUAUUUACUCCAAAGUGGACUGCAAAAAUAUUUUAAUGAGCAAGGCUUCCAUCUAGUUGGAUAUGGCUGCACAACAUGUAUCGGAAAUUCUGGGGAUUUGGAUGAAUCUGUUGCUUCUGCUAUUUCAGAAAAUGAUAUUCUUGCUGCUGCUGUGCUUUCUGGUAACCGAAAUUUUGAGGGCCGUGUUCACCCCUUGACAAGAGCAAACUAUCUUGCUUCACCUCCUUUAGUGGUUGCCUAUGCCCUUGCUGGGACGGUUGACAUUGACUUUGAUAAGGAACCAAUUGGAACAGGGAAGGAUGGUAGGAGUGUCUAUUUCAAGGAUAUCUGGCCAACAACAGAGGAAAUUGCAGAGGUCGUUCAAGCCAGCGUAUUGCCUGAUAUGUUCAAAAGUACAUACGAGUCCAUCACAAAGGGCAAUCCUAUGUGGAAUCAGCUAACCGUACCAGCUGGAACUUCCUAUUCAUGGGACCCUAAUUCAACCUAUAUUCAUGAUCCCCCGUACUUCAAGAACAUGACCCUAAAUCCUCCUGGAGCCCAUGGGGUGAAAGAUGCAUACUGUUUGCUUAGCUUUGGUGAUAGUAUCACGACAGAUCACAUUUCCCCAGCAGGAAGCAUCCAUAAAGACAGUCCUGCUGCAAAGUACCUCCUUGAGCGUGGGGUGGAUCGCAAAGACUUCAACUCUUAUGGAAGUCGUCGUGGGAAUGAUGAAGUGAUGGCUAGGGGAACUUUUGCCAAUAUUCGCAUUGUUAACAAACUUUUGAAUGGGGAAGUGGGACCCAAGACUGUUCAUAUUCCUACAGACGAGAAACUCUACGUAUUUGAUGCAGCAAUGAGGUACAAGAGUGAUGGACAUGACACUAUUGUUUUGGCUGGAGCUGAGUAUGGAAGUGGAAGCUCCAGAGAUUGGGCUGCCAAGGGUCCCAUGUUAUUGGGAGUUAAAGCUGUGAUUGCCAAGAGUUUUGAGAGAAUUCAUCGCAGUAAUUUGGUGGGAAUGGGAAUUAUUCCACUUUGUUUCAAGGCUGGUCAGGAUGCGGACACGCUAGGAUUGACUGGCCAUGAGCGCUAUACUAUUGACCUUCCAAGCAAUAUCAGUGAGAUAAAACCUGGCCAAGACGUGGCUGUCACAACUGACAAUGGGAAAUCGUUCACCUGCACAGCUCGCUUUGACACUGAGGUGGAAUUGGCUUAUUUCAAUCACGGGGGCAUUCUUCCAUAUGUUAUUAGGAAUUUGACGAAGCAGUGA
This is a messenger RNA of Dovyalis caffra, 3009 nucleotides long. The record is from the annotation of a GenBank genome assembly. NCBI's taxonomy places the organism in Eukaryota, Viridiplantae, Streptophyta, Magnoliopsida, Malpighiales, Salicaceae.